This is a messenger RNA of Nerophis ophidion (straightnose pipefish), 3393 nucleotides long. Its product is annotated as transcription factor PU.1. Gene Ontology annotation, molecular function: DNA-binding transcription factor activity, RNA polymerase II-specific; sequence-specific DNA binding. The record is from RefSeq and is a predicted model, not a curated record. Gene Ontology annotation, cellular component: nucleus. Gene Ontology annotation, biological process: cell differentiation; regulation of transcription by RNA polymerase II. Lineage: Eukaryota; Metazoa; Chordata; Actinopteri; Syngnathiformes; Syngnathidae. The transcript has 5 exons. Bases 166 to 966 code for a protein of 266 amino acids.
UUUUGACGCUUCAACCUCCAACUGCCUGAGGACAACACAGCGCCGUGCUUGAUUGAGGAGUACGUCUCCAAUUUGAUGAAUUUAACUCUUCUAUCACUGUUUAAUAUUUAAAUCCAGAGUUGAGAUCAGAACUUUCUCUUACUUUUUCCAGCCUUACCUUGAAUCAUGUUGGCGGAAACGGAGACGAUAGCUUACGUGACUGAGGUCAGGCUUUGCGGGGGACGAGGAUCCUGGGGUGUGGUGGCGCCCUCCUCCUGCCCUGAGGUGGACCUGGAAGUCAUUGAGGAAUACCUGCAGGAGCAUUCACUGGAGGUCCAGCCUGCACACACACAAGCCUCACCUCUGACCAAUGACAUGCAGCAUUUGCACUCUCAGCACAGCACCUGGAUCAUAGAAAAUAACUGGUCUGGUCAAUAUGCUUACGAGUGGCACUGGGGAACUCACACACCGAAUAAAGAAUGUGAGCCACAAGCCGCUCCGCCAGCCUGGUUGUGUCCCCACCAGAACCAGUGGAAUCAGGUUGCAUAUCCCGCAUGCAUCGACUCAGAUUCUCAGUCUAGUAGCUCCCAGUACAAAGAAUACCAGGAUGCUCCUUCUCCAUCCUCUGAUGGUGAAGACAGACAGAACCAAGACUCUUUGCUUCUUUCGCCCAUCUCAGGAAAACGAAAGGAGCGCUUGUUCCAGUUCCUGUUUGAGAUGCUCCAAACGCCGUCGAUGCGAAGCUGCAUCUGGUGGGUCCAGUCAUCAGUUGGCACCUUUCAGUUUUCCUCCCAAAACAAAGAGCACCUGGCAGAGAUUUGGGGCCGCCGAAAGGGGAACCGCAAGACGAUGACGUACCAAAAAAUGGCGCGAGCGCUGAGGAAUUACUCCCGCACGGGCGAGAUCCAGAAGGUGAAGAGGAAAUUGACGUAUCGGUUUGACGAGAAGACACUGAGAGGCCUGCAAGCAGACUUAAAUACAGAAUAGGAAACAUGAUGGAGUACAGUCAUGACGUGUGACACACCCUAUGGAUUGCGCUGAAAAUACUUUGGACAUGAUAUCAUGUAACAGACAUACCAUCAAACUUUAUAAUCAUUAGAUAAAUGGUCGAUAACUUGUGAGCAACUAGUGUGCCCAGCAAAGGUGAUUUGGUUGAAGUUUUUUCACUAAUUGUGCAUACAUGCUUUUUAGAUGGUGUUCCACAAGGAUCGGUAUUGAGUGCCAAUUAGUACAUCGAUGACAUGUGUAUGGUGUCGGAUACUUUAAAAUGUGUGGUUUGUUAAGCUGUGUGAGGAAUUUCACAUCAAUUUAUGGGGUCAAACAUUCGGGGUUUAAUAGAGUGCUUCGGAUUUUUCAACAUCUGCCAGAAUACAUUGCCGGUGGCCAUAUUGGCUUUGUUUGUAAACAUGCUCAAUAUUCCUGAUCAUUCAUCCAGUGAUACUCAUAAUGCCGACAACGUAUGCGAUUGUCAAUUGACACAAUCAAAGUGGUGGAAGGUAUUACUAGUUUUUAGCAAAUUCCUAAGCGUAUUCCUGGACAUAGGGAAGCGGCUGAACAGAAGACUGAACAGCGAAGGCGAGCAUGGAUUGCUGCAAUCAAUCGAUAAGAUGUGACGUUCAAUGUACAAUUUCUUGUUUUUUCGUAUCAUUUCAUUUCAUUUCAGGUAAUUAAGAACAUUUUGUAAAUACAAAUUAAUCUAGAAUAAAUGACAGCCCCAAUUUGCAUUAACUUGAUGUGCUUGGUCGAAGAGCUUUGAUAGCAGUUAUAUUGAUAAUGGUUUCUGUACUCACUUCUCUCAUCCGGACUGUGGCCUCCACAUAAAAAAAAAGUGAGGUGACACGAGAAUAGCUUUUUUACAAUCUUGCCUUACAGUCAAAGAGUGCUAAAAUGACAUUCGAAUGGUUAUCCGUGAUUCAAGGGUGUCAAACUUGGGUGAAAUAAUUUCCGCUAGCGCAUAACUCUAGCUUUGACAACACAAUAUCCACUGGGUUUAUACAGAUUAACGCAAACGUCACGGACAACCCGGUCAUAGAUUUCUAUACUCUUAAAAUUGUGAAAAUCCUUAAAUUAAAAAAAAUAAGUUUACCAAGUUCGGGUAUGAAACAUCAACAAAGAUGUCACAAUCUCUCAGAUUAUCAAACUUGUCCACUCAGACUUGUCGAUCUGGUAAGGAUCCCCAUGUCUAAUUACAACUGUUUUCUCCUUAUAACGACGAAGGGACUUCUUGUCUAGUAAUUCAGAGUAUGUUCCCAUCGUAUCAAAGCCCGUACAAUGUUAUUUUUCAUUAAACAGUUUGGAAAUAUUAUGUGUAGUGCUAUCGUAAACAAUGACUAUUGGUGAACAAAGCCUACCAAUAUGGCUGCCAGCAAUGCAAAGUGGGAUACUUAAGCAAAAAUUCCAAAGCUUUCUAUAACAGCACCACCUUAUGGUGUAUUGUCAGAAAACUAAUACGACUUCAAGCAUUCUUCAUAAGCACUGGCAAAACAGUAGAAAUGCAUGUUUUGACACAUUUGAACCCACUUGUGCACAUGCUGCGCUUCACACGUACAAAUCAUGUGUCUUUUAUUGACCUAAUAGAAAGAUAUUAUUCAUCCAUCUAUCCAUCUUCUUCCGGUUAUCCGAGAAGCCCAGACUUCCCUAUCCACAGCCAUUUUGUUCAGACCUGGGAUCCCGAGGUGUUCCCAGGUCAGCCAGGAGACAUACAGUAGUCUCCCCAACGUGUCCUAGGUCUUACCUGUGCCCUCCUACUGGUCAGACGUGACCUAAACACUUCCCCAAGGAGGCAGCUAAGGGGUAUCCUGACCAGAUGUCCCAACCACCUCACAUCAUCUUUCCAUAAAAAUUAUAAACAGUGAUUUGUGGACUUGGAGAAACCAUUUGACCAUGACCCUCAGGAAAUCCUUUGGGGAGGGCUCAGGGGGUAUGGGGUGACGGACCAUUCCCUGUAUGAUCAAUAUCAGAGCUUGGUCCACAUUGCCGGCAGUAAAUCGGAUCCGUUUCCAGUACAUCUUGGACUCCGGCAGGGCUGCCCUUUGUUGCUAAUUCUGUUCAUAACUUUUACGGACUUCAUUUCUAGAGGCAAAUACAAGUCACAUGCCAGUGGAAAUAGUGUAAAUCUGAUAGAUUAUCGCAAGAUAUCUACUUUAUAAGUAGGACCUAUUCUAAUCUAUUGAAAAAUAUUGUUUGUAUUUAUGUGUGCAGUUUGUGUAAUGUUUGUUUUGUUUUGUUAAAACGUAGAAGAUUUACGAGUGUAAGAAUUAAUUUGUACCUAGUUACCCUUUUUGUAAUUAGAAUCAGAAUGUUAAAUAAUUACACUGUACAUGUUGUUCUGUUUCUGUUUUCCAGACACACUCAAGCAACUCUUACCAUGAGUUGAUUAACAUGGAGCCUGACCCAAACAAGUUGAAAAACGUA